UUGUGUGCUCUGGUCCGUGGAUAACCAGAGGAAAUGGAGGAGUUCUUCGAGGACAGCGAGAUAUUCGUGACGGGCGGAUCGGGAGUGGUGGGCAAGGCGCUGAUCGAGAAGCUCCUGCGCUCCUGCAAUGUCCGCCGCAUCUACGUCCUACUGCGUCCUCGCAGGCAGCUUUCUGCCCAGGAGAGACUCCUCCGCCUGCGCCAGGCGACGGUCUUCCAUGUGCUGGCCGUCGAGAAGCCACAGGAGCUGGAUAAAAUAGUGGCGGUGCCGGGGGAUGUCUCACUCCCCGGACUAGGCAUCGAUCCAUCGAUGGUGGAGCGCAUGAGGGGCGUUUCCCUAGUUUACCACUGUGCCGCCACGGUGCGUUUCGAUGAGCCACUCCGCGUGGCACUCCGCUUGAAUGUCGGCGGCACCUUGGAGGCGCUCAAGUUUGCCGAGAACCUGCCCCAAUUGCGGGCCUUCGUCCAUGUGUCCACCUUCUACAGCAAUCCAUAUCUGAAGCGGGUGGAGCCCAAGUACUACUCAUCGCCGAUGGACUGGCGAUUGUGCCUGCGACUAAUCGACGAAGUUACAGACGACCGGAUGCUCAACGCGCUCACAAGAAAGUUAAUCGUGGGCUUCCCCAACACGUAUACUUUUACCAAGAACCUGGCUGAAUCCCUGGUAAAUGACUUCCGCCAUCGCUUGCCGCUGAUAGUGUACCGACCGUCCAUAGUUCUGUUUGCGGUGGACGAUCCGUCACCUGGUUUCUCGCCCUCUUUAAUGGGCGCCAUGGGACUGUUUGCUCUGGUGGGCGCUGGAAUCCUGAAGACCGUCUACCUGGGCAAGGACAUCCGACUGGACAUCACGCCGCAGGACAUCGGCAUCAAGAGCAUGCUGUGCUACACGAAGAGGGGAUCCGAGAUCUAUAAGCGUGGUCCGCCGGAGGAGGUGCCCGUCUACCUAUCCUCAUCCUGCACCCACGUGCCGCACACCUUCACCGAGAUCGCCGAGCAAAUGGACACGCUGGACUUGUGGCGGGAUGUGGCGUUCGGGAAGAACCUGAUGAUACCGGGCUGCCACUAUACGGACAAGCGGUGGGUCUACCAGUUCCUCGUCUUCACCAAGCAGAUCCUGCCGGCCAUGAUCAUCGAUCUGCUCCUGAGGAUCUUCGGCCAGAAGCCGAUGCUGAUGAGUGCAGUACGGAAAGCCUACCAGACGCUGGAGGUGAUGCAGCCCUUUAUGUUCAACAACUAUGACAGUCCCGGGGUUACGGACAUGGAGUCCCUGUCCAAGGAGAACGAGGGAACCGCUUUCAACUUGGAUGCCUUCAACCAUCCGGAUAUCCAUGGCCUGGUGAUUAAAUCCUGCGGGGAAAUGCUCCUUAGCAUCCGAACGCACUUGCUGCGCGAGGAUCCAAAAACACUGGAGCGCUCUAAGAUUAUCCUAAGAACGAAGGUCAUAUGCUACCGGCUGUUCCGCCUUUUCCUGCUCUACAAGAUUAUCUUAUGGGUCUGGAGAAGCUAUUUGUCGCAGCUUUUCUAGAUAUAUAUUUUUUUUAAUACUGUUAUGUUUUUAAAUUUCUAUUUUUUGUAAUCCCAGUAGAGUUGAACUUGAAGUCAGCUCCCAAAUAACAAACAAAGUUUUGUCCAGUCAGUCUUUAUAAAAA
Drosophila suzukii is the source of this 1648-nucleotide messenger RNA. It is a transcript of the gene FarO, whose product is annotated as Fatty acyl-CoA reductase in oenocytes. Lineage: Eukaryota; Metazoa; Arthropoda; Insecta; Diptera; Drosophilidae. Gene Ontology annotation, cellular component: peroxisome. The record is from RefSeq and is a predicted model, not a curated record. Gene Ontology annotation, biological process: long-chain fatty-acyl-CoA metabolic process. Gene Ontology annotation, molecular function: alcohol-forming very long-chain fatty acyl-CoA reductase (NADP+) activity.